GCUGUAUCUGAUGGUUUCUUGGAAAGAAGAGAGAAGAAAAGUCCGGUUUCUCUUCUUCCUCAACUUCGCUACAUACCGAAAAUUUCUUCAACUCUCUUCGCUUUGAUUGAAAUCUCUGAAGCAGAUUCCCUCUUCAGAUUAUUUUUCUCCAGCAAAAAGUUUGGAUAUCUAAUUUGGGAUCUCAUCAAGAACCAGGCUGACUCUUGAAUCUCAAGAUAGCUACAUGAAUAUGACCCGAUGAUAUGAUGGAUAGAAAGCAGCAUAUUGCAAUAUUUACAACAGCAAGCCUUCCAUGGAUGACUGGAACUGCUGUCAACCCUCUGUUCCGUGCCGCUUAUCUUGCAAAGGAUGGAGAGAGAAAAGUUACAUUAGUGAUUCCUUGGCUGUCUUUGAAGGACCAAGAACUUGUUUAUCCAAAUAAAAUUACUUUUGGAUCACCAUUGGAGCAGGAAACUUAUGUCCGUCGGUGGCUUGAAGACAGGACUGGAUUUUUAUCUGGAUUUAACAUAUGUUUCUAUCCAGGCAAGUUUGAUCCAGAGAAAAGGAGCAUUUUAGCUGUUGGAGAUAUUACAGAAAUCAUCCCUGAUGGAGAAGCAGAUGUUGCUGUCCUUGAGGAGCCCGAGCAUCUUACAUGGUACCAUCAUGGGCGGAGGUGGAAGACCAAAUUCUGGCGAGUUAUAGGGGUUGUCCACACAAAUUAUUUGGAAUAUGUGAAGAGAGAGAGAAACGGACGGCUGCAUGCCUUUCUUUUGAAACACGCUAACAGCUGGGUUGUUCAAAUCUAUUGCCACAAGGUUAUAAGAUUAUCAGCUGCGACGCAAGAUCUUCCAAGAUCCAUCAUCUGCAAUGUCCAUGGCGUCAAUCCCAAGUUCCUCGAGAUAGGUAGGAAAGUGCAUGAAGAGCAAGUAAACAGAAACCAACCAUUCACCAAGGGUGUCUACUACAUUGGGAAGAUGGUUUGGAGCAAAGGCUAUAGAGAGCUCCUUCAACUACUUAAAGCCCACCAGAACCAACUUCCAGACUUUCAAGUAGACUUGUACGGGAAUGGGGAAGACUCUGAUCAAGUCCAAGAAGAAGUUAGAAAAUUGAAACUGACCGUUGAAGUCAACCCGGGGCGCGACCAUGCUGACCCUUUGUUUCAUGAGUACAAAGUGUUCUUCAAUCCAAGCACAACCGACGUAGUUUGCACAACCACAGCUGAAGCUCUGGCCAUGGGCAAAAUCGUUAUUUGUGCUGACCACCCGUCAAAUGACUUCUUCAAGCAAUUCCCCAAUUGCCGUAUGUACAAAGAUGGAGAUGAGUUUGUAAAAGUAACACGCACGGCACUGACUGACAAGCCAGCUCGGCUAACUGAUGACCAAAUGCACGAACUGUCAUGGGAGGCUGCCACAGAGAGGUUUGUGGGGGCCGCUGAGCUCGAUCACAAGUUCAUUGAGGAACCAGUGGCCCCAGUGACACCGGGUUUUAUGUCAGCGUCGUUGUUGGUAUCGGAUCUAACGAAGAAUAUGGAAGAUGCAUCAGCAUUUGUGCACUAUACGGCUUCUGGGAUUGAAGCGGCCCGCCGUGCUUUUGGUGCAAUGCCAGGGAGUUUGCAACCAGAUGAGGAGCAGUGUAAGGAGCUGGGCCUGGUUCUUCCAGCGGGAAAGCCGGAUUCAAAGCACUGAUUCAAGAGGAAUGCUACAUCUGCCUGAGUGAGUGCACCUUUUUUGCACUCUUAGCAUGCAUGUGCAAGAUCCAAGCCACUCAUCAGGUCGAUCCAUCUGUGUAGAUUUUUAGCCUGAUGUACAUUACUCUUGUAGUUUAUUCUGUGGGGAUCUCUGAUUUUAUUUUUAUUUUUUUCCUCUUUUCAUUCAUGUAUUUCUUCAAGUUGUCAUUUGGAUGCAUGGAAAGCACACUUGAACAAAUAUAUAGUCGGCAUACUAUCCCCAUUUCUCUC
Molecule: messenger RNA, 1936 nt
Organism: Magnolia sinica
Lineage: Eukaryota; Viridiplantae; Streptophyta; Magnoliopsida; Magnoliales; Magnoliaceae
Product: digalactosyldiacylglycerol synthase 2, chloroplastic-like
Exons: 5
Coding region: 243-1664 (473 amino acids)
Biological process (GO): galactolipid biosynthetic process
Cellular component (GO): chloroplast outer membrane
Molecular function (GO): digalactosyldiacylglycerol synthase activity
Source: RefSeq, a predicted model, not a curated record